UAGUAUAGGUAAUCAUUUCUUAACGACGCCAAAAUGACUUGUGGAGCAUGUCGUGGGCGCAAAGACAAAGGUAUAAAGUGUCUCAUAGCAGCGCUGGAUACGAUUAAAGAGCACGCCUUAAUGAUGCAACAUGAGGCGGAGGAGAAGGACAAGACUAUUGGAAGCCUGCAAGCUCAAAAUGAAAAGCUGCACAGGGCUGUGGAUCUCCUAAAAGAACGUCAGGAAUCGCUGGCCGUUCUCCAUGACGACAAGCGACGUAAAGUGUCGCCCAAGAAGUCCAAGGAAGAUAUUUCACCGCUUCCGCAAAGUCAGAGUUCGCUGAACAUGAAUAUAGCACUCAACAGCAUAGAGCUCUCUGAUGAAGACACAGAAGAGCAGGAAGACGAAAGCAUAGCGGAAACCGAGGCUCCAUCCAUUGGCAGUCCUCGCAAGCUCAGGCCACAUCAUCGCAAGCCUGAUGUUAGGAAUUUAGAGAAUGUACAGCCCAAUAACGUGACCAGUGUGAGCCAAAGCUGGCUCCGGAAGACACCCAAGAAUAUCGGAAUGAUGACCAAACUGUCAUUGACGCACAGAGGUAGCAGCCUGCAAUUUAAACAGACUCGUCUCAAAUUCGAUGGCAACAAGGCAAGUGGCAGCGAAAAAGAUGUGAUAGAAGAAAGUCCCAACCCAAGCCCAGGAUCGAAACGUGCCCCGGCGUCUCGCUCGUUGCUGCAAAGAGCCGACAUAGGCAACGCCUUAAACGAAGACAACUUUGUCUUGAGCAGGAGCAACAGUGUCAACAUCAAAAACACCGACCCUAGCUUUCACAUGGACGUAGAAAAGUUCAUUGGGAUCGACAGUCUGCCUGACGUCAGCCUCGAACUACCCGUAAUGCCGCCACCUGCUACACCUCCGCACCUGAAGAUAGACAACUCAAGCGAGAGCGUAGUCAUACUCACUCCUGCCACACAGGACAUAAUCUUCGUGAAUGAUAGCAGCGAAGACAUAAAAAAAAUCGGCACAAUGGAUGUUCUAGCGGAGAUUAUGAAAGAGGACGACGAUGCCUGUUCGUCUGCCUUACUGCAGUACGAGAAGAUAAUGAUUGACCAACAGAAACACGUUCAACCCAAUCCACAGAAAGUUCCGACUGCUCUAGCACCAGUCGGAGCCAUAAAAGAUGAGCCAAUAACACAGCCAAACGAAGAUCACGGCAAUGAAUCAACGAGACUUUCUGAAGAUAUUGAAAAAUAUAUGAUGGAGGAAGACGACAGCAAGGAAUCUGACGACGAGAUUCCACGACCCAUUAUGGUAAAGGAGGAACCUGAAUUGACACUCAAAGAGCGGCUUAACAUUGAAUGCGAGGAGUGCGAAAAGUUUAUCAACUUCAUGGGCUCCAACCUGAAUGAUGAAAAGAUCCAACUCUAUUUGAGCAAAUGUAAACACAACAAUGAGCGAACUGGGUCGCCGCCAGGCUUCUGGAAUCCCCACAUGGUUUCCUUUGCCGAAGACGAUCCACGCAAUGAGGUGUUGAUUGACACUCGCUUUAGAGACCAGCGAUAAAAUAAAAAUAACAUCGGAUGCCAUUCCAUUGAA
This is a messenger RNA of Drosophila persimilis, 1572 nucleotides long. RefSeq lists its product as uncharacterized. The record is from RefSeq and is a predicted model, not a curated record. The coding region runs from base 34 to 1539 and encodes 501 amino acids. Lineage: Eukaryota; Metazoa; Arthropoda; Insecta; Diptera; Drosophilidae. The transcript is spliced from 4 exons.